This is a messenger RNA of Ooceraea biroi (clonal raider ant), 1785 nucleotides long. Its product is annotated as cilia- and flagella-associated protein 44-like. Lineage: Eukaryota; Metazoa; Arthropoda; Insecta; Hymenoptera; Formicidae. The record is from RefSeq and is a predicted model, not a curated record.
AAGCAAUUUUCUCUAAAAUGCAUAGUUUUCGUAAAAUUUAGGGAUUCCAUACUUUUGUCGGACCCUGUAUACGUACCCGUGUCUCUGAAAGGGUUAAUUUAGAUUAAAUAUACAGGAUUUAUCAAAAGUAUGGAAAUCCCUAAAUUUUACGAAACUUAUGCUAUAUUUCAAGCUCUAUAACUCGAAAAGUACUUAAUAAGAAUAUACUUUACUAUAAUGUUUUGAAAAGCUCUGGAGAUAAGCUACAGGAAUAUGUAAUAAAAAAUAGGGGUUUUCAUUUAAGAAAUUGAAGGUAACCUUCAUGUGACCUUGAUAACACUCUUCAAGGUAAUACUGAUAUUGCUAUGUAAUGCGUUACUUGAAACUCUACAACUUUUGUCUGAAACAGUUUCUUUAAAAUGCAUAGUUUUUGUAAAAUUUAGGGGUACCCAUACUUUUGGUGAACCCUGUAUAAUAAUUCUGAGUUACUUAAUAAAGUAACUUAAUUCUCGAAAAUAAUAUCUUUUAAUAAUUCCACUCUAGCUUUAUUAUCUGCAAGAAGCUUUUAAUGCAAAAUUAAAAACCGUGAGAACAAAAAAGGAAUAUUUGCACACCAAAGUACUACGUUUAAGAAAAGAUCUCAAAAACAUUCAUGUCGAAAUACCACUGCAAAGUACGAAAUGUCUACCAACUAUUCCUACAUCAAAUAUCAAUAUAGAAUAUCCUGAGAAAAAGGUGAUGAUUCAAAAAUAUACAUUGAAGGUGGACAGAGCUAAAACUACACAACGAAGAAGACUAUCUAUUCCAGAACAAAUUGCCAUUUGUUCCGACAAAGAAUAUGAAGUGUUACUAUUGGAUGAAGAAUUCUUAAAACAUAUACAAAUUUCUAAUGAACAGCCAUUAAUCCUAUUCUCCAUUACAGAAAGAGAAUUAAACAUCCAAUCCAUCGCACAAGAUAAUAUCGUAUUAUUUCAUCUGAGCCACGUUGAUAGUCCAUGGAAUCGAGAAAUAAAAACUUCUCGUAUGCUUCGGAAAAUAUACGAGCAAGAUUGCAUAUUAAAAUACACAGAAAAUAGUUACGAGAAUAUAAACAAAACAUUAGACGAAUUAAAACACAAUAGAUUGGACAUCGUUGCCGAAAGCAUUUAUAUUAAUUUAUUUUUAUCGACAAUUCGUCAAGAAUAUAUUAUUUUGAGAGAGUAUGAAUUAAUUGAAAACGUAUUGCACGAAAAUGUGAAUCGUAAAUUAGAAGAGAUAGUAAUAAUAAAACAAAAGAUACAAAUAACCAGUGAUAAAGUUAAUGCUAAAACUGAAGAAAUUUCAAAACUACAUAAUCAGAUCAGAGAUAUAUGUUUCGAAUACAUGAAUAGUAUAAGCGAUAAUAAAUUCCGUAAUUUUCUAUGUAGAAUAUUUAAGAAAAAGUAUAAAGAAUUAAAAAGGGAAGAUGAUUCUAUUACAUCAACGGUCGAAACGAGUUCGGAUGCAUCAAAUAGCCCCAAUGAUGAAUCCGACACAUUUCACUUGGACGAGAACGUAUGUCCUCCAGGAUGCAGCAAACAAUUAUAUGAUUUAACAUUUUUAAUGAGAGAAAAACGAUAUGCGUACGAGCAUCGCAUUAAAGACGUGCAACAAACUGUGGAAAUUCUUUCGAAGGAAAUUGAAAUUCAAACGAAAAAGUUAAAAGUUGUAGAGAGUAUCUUGAACAAGAAUGAAAAUGACUUAAAGAUAUUCAUGGUAUUAUCAUUUUUUUAAUUAUUUAUUUAUAAUCAUUUUAAUUUAGUUCAUUUAAUUCAUAUACUUUAAUAG